UCUGACAGUCGAGAGCCAGAGACCGAGAGAGAAGCACGAUGUCUGAAUUCAGAAGGAUCCUAAUGUCUUCAUUCCUGAUGCUGCUGCUCCACUUUCCAGCAGCAAAUGGGGAAUAUUCCUUCUUCACUGUCAGAGAUGGAGAUGAAGUCACUUUGCCUUGUGACAAUGUGAAACAUGAUCAGGAUAAGUGUGAGAGUACUACCUGGUACUUCUAUUAUGCACCAAACACACCAGCAGUGACGCUGUUUGAAGGCGGACAGAUUCUCAACGAUGCCAAAGGUAAAUCAGACAGACUGAGAGUAACAGAGAAAUGUUCUCUGGUUAUAAAGAAGGUCACAGAGGAGGAUGCUGGUCUUUACUUCAGCAGACAGUUCAGAUCAGGAGAACAAGGUUCAGACUCUGAGGUUGAUCUAUUUGUUGUUACCAUGACUGAGCAUCAGGACACUGAGCAGGUGACGUUAAACUGCUCUGUGUUGUCAUAUGGAUGGUGGUGUAGACACACAGUUGAGUGGCUGUAUGAGGAUCAAAAUGUGGUUAAAGAUAACAGAGACAUUCAGACAUCACAGACUGACUGCUCAGCUGCCGUUACAUUUUCUAGCUCUUCAAAGGAGAAGACAAUCUAUCGUGGGUUGUUUAAAUGUCAGGUGAUGAACACUAACAAUGAAGGGAAAAAACAGCUGUUCACCUUCAGCCCCCCUCAGCCCCCAGGUAAUGAUGAAAUGACAACUACAUCAGAACAAGAGACAAUGAGCACAUCAGAAGAGACGACCAAUACUGCAUCUGAAAACAACAACAACCAAUCAGAACAAGACGGGAAACAUCCAGGUUGGUGGUGGUGGAGGAUCAUCGUUGUGAUAGUGGGUGUUGCAGCACUCACAAUAAUCACUGUGGCUGUCAGCAGACGGAAGAGGACUCAAGGGAAUGAAACCCAGACCGAUGACAACGUGGCUGACCCUGAAGAUGGUGUUUCCUACGCCUCCAUCAGCUACACCAGGAAGAGCAGCAGGAAAGCCAGGGCUCAUGAUGAUGAUGAUGAAGAUGGUGAAGUGACCUACAGCACUGUGAGAGCUCCCUCCUCUUCCUCCGCUGAUCCCAUCCUCCAUCUACGUCACCGUCAACAAACCCAAAAAAAUAAUACAGUUUAA
Messenger RNA from Trematomus bernacchii (emerald rockcod), 1145 nucleotides. RefSeq lists its product as uncharacterized. The transcript is spliced from 8 exons. The record is from RefSeq and is a predicted model, not a curated record. The coding region runs from base 39 to 1145 and encodes 368 amino acids. Gene Ontology annotation, molecular function: protein tyrosine kinase binding; MHC class II protein binding. Gene Ontology annotation, biological process: interleukin-15-mediated signaling pathway; positive regulation of ERK1 and ERK2 cascade; T cell activation. Gene Ontology annotation, cellular component: external side of plasma membrane; membrane raft. Lineage: Eukaryota; Metazoa; Chordata; Actinopteri; Perciformes; Nototheniidae.